This is a messenger RNA of Macadamia integrifolia, 1498 nucleotides long. Its product is annotated as cytosolic sulfotransferase 12-like. The transcript has a single exon. Gene Ontology annotation, cellular component: cytoplasm. The coding region runs from base 167 to 1153 and encodes 328 amino acids. The record is from RefSeq and is a predicted model, not a curated record. NCBI's taxonomy places the organism in Eukaryota, Viridiplantae, Streptophyta, Magnoliopsida, Proteales, Proteaceae. Gene Ontology annotation, molecular function: sulfotransferase activity. Gene Ontology annotation, biological process: sulfation.
GUUGGUGGUCCAUCUGUUCUUUCAUACCCUUUCCUACUUUUUCUCAUUAUAUAUACACAGAUGUAUGCAACCCAGCAUGUCAUAUUAUCUAAUCCAUCCACCUUGAAAACCUUCCCACUCAGAAAUUUCCAAGUCCUUAGUUCCCCCGCGCCCUCAAACACCCAAAAUGCCAAGCCCUCAACUCACUCCCCCUAAAUAUUUGUCACAAGAGGAUGGACUGACCCAAGAAUGCAAAACCCUCCUCUCCUCUCUCCCCAGAGACAAAGGAUGGGUAGCCAAUCAUAUCUUCCAGUACGAAGGCUUCUGGCACACAGCAAGGCAACUCCAAGGAGUUCUUACUUGCCAACAACACUUCCAAGCUAACCCAGAUGAUCUACUCCUCGUCACCCUUCCCAAAUCUGGCACCACUUGGCUUAAGGCCAUCACCUUCGCCAUCAUCAAUCGCAGCCGUUAUUCCUUCUCCGAUCACCCACUUCUCACAGUCAACCCGCAUGAGCUUGUUCCCUUUUUAGAGCUCAAACUUUUCCUUGAAAACCAAAUCCCUGACCUCACCUCCAUGGCCUCUCCAAGACUCUUCUCUACCCAUCUACCAUAUGUGUCCCUCCCUGAAUCUGCUAAGCAACUGGGUUGCAAAAUGGUUUUCCUUUGUAGAGACCCAAGAGAUGUGUUUAUCUCAGCUUGGCAUUUCACAAACAAGCUGAGACCCCAAGCAAUAGGAACCCUUUCACUGGAAGAAGCGUUUGAGAGGUUCUGUAGGGGUGUAAUAAACUAUGGACCAGCCUGGGAUCAGAUAUUGGAAUACUGGAAACAGAGCUUGGAGAGACCUGAAAAGGUUAUUUUUUUGAAGUUUGAAGAGAUGAAGGCUCAGCCAAGUGUUCAGCUGAAAAGGCUAGCUGAGUUCUUUGGGUUUCCAAUUUCAGAGAAAGAGGAGAAAGAAGGGGUAGUAGAGGAGAUAUUGAAGCUUUGCAGUUUCGAUCAUCUGAGCAACUUAGAUGUGAACAAGACUGGGAAGAUGCCUUCUGGGGAAGAACAUAGUGCGUUCUUCAGGAGGGGUGAAGUGGGAGAUUGGGUGAAUCAUUUUACACCCGGGAUGAUAGAGAAGUACGACAAAAUCACAGAGGAGAUGUUCCAUGCAUCUGGUUUACACUUUUAAGUGAGUGUCUCGUGAAGCUUUUCCUUUCAUGAUUCUUGUUUUAGUCUUAUUUGUUGACCACUUUGAACGUCUGUCACACGUGUAAUUGCUGCUUUGGUAUGUUAAAGGGUGAGAUCUACGGGUCUAGAGUCUACACUCUAGCCAGAACGGAUCUAAAACUGUGUUAUUUGGUCUUUUUUUGGACUACCUCUCUGGACUGCUUUAAUUUUCACCAUUUGCGGCUUGUACGGUUCUACUACAACUGCGUUCCUUUGUCCAAAUCAACCAGAGUAGAAAUUAAGGCUUUGAGAGUGUUCAAUCGCCAAGUUUUGUUCAGUUUUAAAUGCAAAUUUAAUUUCAUGGGAA